This is a messenger RNA of Rana temporaria (common frog), 1145 nucleotides long. RefSeq lists its product as uncharacterized. The coding region runs from base 67 to 813 and encodes 248 amino acids. Lineage: Eukaryota; Metazoa; Chordata; Amphibia; Anura; Ranidae. The transcript has 10 exons. The record is from RefSeq and is a predicted model, not a curated record.
AAAUAUUAGUCUCAGAUAUUUGGUUGGGCAUUUUUCUAAGAUACCCUCUAGCCAAUAAUCUCAGCCAUGAAGAUCACACUAGCAUUCCUCCUUUUGGGCACCUGUAUUGCUUUUACCAAUGCAAGAUCCGUCCCGAAAAAAACUGCGCAUGAAGCCGAAUCACUUUCUCAUGUGCGUAUGUUGGCCCUAUCAUAUAACAGAUGGCGUGAAUAUCAGGAAUGUAACAGGUGUUCAUCCAUUGAAAAGAGUUGCAAGUUGAGAGCCAUAAUGUCAGAUUGCUUCAUCAUUUUGAAUCUUAUGGCAAAUGACCUUGGAGUCGAAAAGAAAAAACUUCUGUCUGUGAAAGUUAACGUAAAGAUUACUGUUUUGAUCGACGCUUUAGAGAAAAAUGACUAUGAAUCAUAUGCAAAUCACGUGGAAAAGACUGGUUCAAUAAACAGUUUCAUGGAAAUGAUGACUAUUGUAGUAAAAGGUUCUACAGAUGAAGCUGGAUUAGAUUUAGGAGGUGUUUUAAGUGAUUGUCUGGGUGAUGCUCUGGGAGGCAUUUUGAAAAUAUUCCCAGACAUUCUUGGUGGACUUCUCGGAUCCGUUACUGGUAUUAUUGGUGGUGUAGUCGACGUUGUAGGUGGUCUCACUGGCAGUCUCGGUGAUAUCACUGGUGGUCUCACUGGCAGUCUUGGUGGUCUCACUGGCAGUCUCACUGGCAGUCUUGGUGGUCUCACUGGCGGUCUCGGUGGUCUCACUGGCGGUCUCGGUGGUCUCACUGGCGGUCUCGGUGGUCUCACUGGUGGCAAGAAAGGAGUUAAAGGCUAAGUCCAGCUAUUUUGUUAUUCCAGGACGAAGAAGUGAAAUCAUUUGCAUUUCAUACAUCUCCUUCAAUAGAUUCUAAAUUUUUCUUUCAAGAUUUCUAUAAUUUUUCUUUUCGAUAUUCAUGGGUUUACUAUCUAUUGUGCCACUUCAUAAUAAAAUACAAAGCAUUAAUCUUGUAAAAUUGUUUUGUGUAAUUAAUCAUGUUGGUUUUACGUGUGUCUUUUGUGUGUCAACUGAUAUGUGCAUAAUUAUUAUAUUUCAAGCCCCAGGCUAUUUUCAUUUGAUUCAGAAAAAGAAAUGAAUUGAUAUUAAAUGGAAUGUAAUAUCACCACCAA